Diorhabda sublineata is the source of this 5328-nucleotide messenger RNA. RefSeq lists its product as uncharacterized. NCBI's taxonomy places the organism in Eukaryota, Metazoa, Arthropoda, Insecta, Coleoptera, Chrysomelidae. The transcript has 20 exons. Bases 1 to 5328 code for a protein of 1775 amino acids. The record is from RefSeq and is a predicted model, not a curated record.
AUGAGUGAGGAUAAGGAGAAUGAGAAAUUAUCCAAAAAUACCGACGAAGAAACUGGAGAUAAUUUUGAUAACGACGAUGUAACCCAUUUACCACGUCCUACAGUUUCACGAAGACCCAAAACUCCCGAAAUAGAUGAUCCUGUACGAUUCCAAAAAUUACAAGAUAAGAAAUCAACGAAAAAGAAAGUUUGCUCCCCACCAUGUGUUCCUUGUAACAAAAAAGAAAGUGUUGCUAGCGCAAAAAUUGAACCAACAAUUAGUCAUAGGCUAGAUUUUAAAUAUUUCAAUCAAGGUUUGAAAGAAGACGAAGUUAGAAGGGUCUACGUAUCUCCUGUUAAAUUAAAAAAAAAGUAUCCCCCGAAAGAACCAACGGCUAAAUAUCAUUACGUUCCUUCUCCUGAAAUAAGCUCUGCGAAAGUAGAGCUUCGUAAAGCAACUCCAACUCCUAGUUCAGAACCGUUUUCUCCUGAAAAACCUGACGAAGAACAGCUGGAUUUGAAAAAACCGAAAAGUGGUAUUUUUAUCAACGUUACAGAAGACGAAAAACAAGUGAGAGUUGAAGAUUAUGAUAGUUUUGAUCUAGUGUAUCAAAGAAAACCGAGACCAAGCUUAGUAGGAAGAAAAAGAAAAGAUAAAACGAAAUCUACUUUGGAUGAUAUAAGUGAAGGUGAUGAAGGUGGUGCUGCUGUAGGAAAGAAAAAAAGAAAAAAGAAAAUAAGCGCAACAACCGAUUUGGAGUAUACUGCAGAUGAAAUGGAUCUACUAGAAGCGUUAAUCACUGAAGAUUACGGUGAAAAUGAAGGUGAAGAGCGUGGAGUAUAUUUGACUAAAAUGUUUAGAAGAAAAGUGUCGUUGAUGUCAGCAGCUACUUCGUAUCAAAGUAAAGACAUUCCCCAUUCGACUAUCUCAACGGUAUCAAAAGAUGGUAUUAACAAAUACAUCCAAAAGUUUCGCAGAGAUUCAGAAAUAAGGAAAUUUCAACCAAAAAAGAGGAAAAUUAAACGAGGAACGAUACAGAGUCAUUCGUUUACAAAUAUGUACCAACCCAUUUUGCAAGAUUUUUUCUUUGGUUCCAAGCAAGGUUCAAUGCAUCAAGGUCUGUAUUUCUUCUUAUAUAUAGGAAAAAAUAAACAAGGUAUAUGUAUGCCUGUCGCUGCUUACUGUUAUUCAAUGUUAUCUCACCCCAAUAAAUGGACAAGAGAAAACAUCGACGAAAUCCUGAGCUGGGGAAACAAUCUUUAUAUGGAGACCUUAAAACGAUCUCAUUUUCACAAUUUCUUCGGGGAAUUGGAUCGCAAACAACUACUCAAAUAUUGUACAAUCGGAUGUAAGAAGAUGAGGAUAUCUAUAGAAGAUCCAUUCGUUACGGGAUAUAUAAGAUCCGACGAUAAACGAAUUUUCAAUCUAACUAAAGCUUUGAAAAUCUUUUUCGCUAGUCAAACGGCCGGUAUAUUCAAAACUCAAGAUAUAACUAUCGCAAUUUGGAAAAAUAAGUAUUUGUAUAUGUUCGACGCUAGACCGAGAACGAAAGAUCUUUAUGUCAGUUGCGAUGGAACUGCUGUUAUGGCAAAUUUCUACGACGUUCCGUCUUUGGCGACAAUUUUUCUGAGCAGAUCGAAUUUCUGUAAUUGGCCCUUUGCAAUAUAUCCAAUGAAAGUUUAUAAAAUAAUGAACGCUGACGAAUUAGAAAAGGACUCAAACGAAGAAAUUAACGUUAAAAGCGAAUAUAACAUUUUAAAUGAAAAUAAAGCAGUGGUUUUAGGUUCUUUCGAUUUGGCUGAUAAAUGUUUUGAAUUUUCUAGAGGAAAACAGUCAUUACCAAUGUCUGUACUAGCGCUGGUAUAUUCUCGGAUAACUCCACCGAACGCUUGGAAUAGAAAAACAAUUGACAAAAUCUUAAUAUUAGGCAAUCUCCUGUAUAAAGAAUGUCUAGCUUGUAAAGCUUCGGUUGAUAUAAAACUAGAACACCUGCCAGCUUUGUUCACUAUAGGUCCUUACAUAGUCGAAAUAUAUAUUUUUGGUAAUCUCUUCGCCGAUCUAAUAUACAGAUCAUGCAACUGUCAAUUGAAAAUGUCACUAGAAUCGUUUUUCGAAAAAUGCACCAAUGGUAUUCUACAAAUAGGAAGGUGUCAUUUGGCAGUUUGGAAACAGAGAAAUAUGUUUUAUUGUUUCGAUCCGUAUUCAAGAAAUAACGAAGGUUUCGCUACCACUCACGGGAUGGCGUGCGUCUCGAUGCACGCAUCAUUGGACUCUGUAAUAGAAUUGAUAGCAUAUAAUUAUGAUAAAGAUUCAGUUUUUUAUCUGCAUGCUUUGAAAGUAUGUAAGAUUCAUAGAGACCCGUGUCAAUCAGGUCGUUUUCCGAGACAUCUAUCCAUGGACGAUUUCCCUGUGGAUACAUUUAAAAAAUACAAAAUGAGGAAAUCGAAGAAAAGCGCAACAGAAAAACCUGUGACUGUAGAUUAUUCAGCUGUGGCGAUGAGACGACUUUUAGCUGGUGAAAGUCCUCAAGUGUCGGUGUUAGAAAUUGGUUCUACAAUAGGAAGCAUUAGAUUAGACGAAAUGCAAACAGCCUUAUGCAAAAAAUGUCCUUCUUUGUCUUUCCUUAAACUAGAACCGAAAAAAUCCAUGGGAGAUAUUGUAGCUGAUUUAGAUAGACCAAGUUUAUCUGAUACACAAAUAGAGCCUCCUUUACCUCAACAAUCUAGUUUAGCAGAACCAAUCGAAUUUAUGGAUUUGGACGACUUUGAAUUAACCAUGGAAGAAAUAGAGCUAGAAGUUCCUCCCGCCGAAGGAGAAGGACUCGGAGCGGAAGGUUACAAAAGAGCGUACGUAGAAGGUGGAGCAGGACCUCCCGGUGAAGAAACAGGAGCGCCUGAAGAAUGGUACUAUGCCACGGAUAAAUAUUCCCAAUUCGUAUUGGAUCAAGAACGUAGUAAAAUCUCCGAGGAAAUCAACACCGAUUUAACGUAUUUCCCUAUAAGGAAAGACAUACUUUAUCCAACUUACGUUCGAGGUAAACAACAGAUGCAAUAUCGUUUGCAAAAAUAUAAAUUUACUGACGAGGAUUGGGAAAAUUAUUUACCGCCGUCUCCACCUGAAAUAACGAGAUCGCAAGAGCUCAAGAAAGAAACGAAUUUCAUUGAUCUGCCGGACGAUACUCAAAUCAUUUUGGGAAGCAAAAAUGUGGGGGAUUUGGGGGAACCUGUUGAGUAUAUAGCGCCGUUCAUUUGUAUAAUGGCCAGCGUUGUUGCGAAAAAAUAUUCCCUCGGCUCUUGGACUGGGGAUAUCGUCGAUUAUAUAUUGAAAUGCGGUAAUGAAUUAUAUACUGCUUCAAAAUUUAGAUACGAUCAGGUAUCGAAAUUGGAAAUCCCUCGUAUUACUUUAGGAAACAAUGCCUAUACAGUUCUUGUGGAAUAUAUAUUUGAUAGUCAUGUAAGACAAAACAUCUUAGAGCUUGCACUGGAGAAAAUUUUAUUUGUAAGAUCUGAUACAGGGGUAAUAGUUACCCCAAUGUAUGCGUGCGCAGUAAUUAAAAAGAACUACUUGUACUAUGUUUACGAUCCUUUCGGAAAUAACGAAGUCGGACUCAGUGAAGGACCCGGAGGGAAGGGUAUGGCGUGUUUCGCUAGAUUUAAAGAUCUACAUUCUUUGACAACAAGAAUAUUGUACAAUAAGAAAAAAAGAGAAACCGUAGAGAAAAUUGUGUACAGUAGAUUUGUUCUUAGUUCGGUGAAAGUAAAAGAAAUCAGAGAUUUCGGCGAUGUCGAGGAGAAGAAGAAAAAACAGAAAACGAAAAAUGCGGCAUCCUCCGAUGAAGAACCCGAAGAUCGUUCUAUAAAUUACGACGUCGGAGAAGAUGAAAUAGAAGGAGAAGAAGAACACGAAGAGCCCGUGAAUAAAGUAGGAUAUCAAUACAAAGAUGGGUAUUAUACCAUAACCGGUACUAAAGUACUACCGAACAGGGAAGCAGCAAGUGAAGAACUCACUGAAGAUCAUUUCAUAUGCAUUUGCUCCUGUUUAAUCCUAUUGACGACGCCUAUUAAUAAAUGGGAUACCAAGAAAGUGGAUUUGGCCAUGGAUUAUGGAAUGCACGUUUUUUCGCACGCUGACGAUUUGCUUAUUUCGGAAAAGAGAACUAUCAAAAAUAUUUUGGUGGGAAAGUACUUUUUCGAUAUUAUAAUUAAGAUGAUUAAGAUCGAAGAUUGGAAGCAGAAUCGUCAUUUGAGUUUGGGAAUAGACUAUCUACUAACAAAGAAACUUUCUUAUUUUCUAAUACAAUUUUCCAACGCAUGCUACGUCAUACACAAAAGUCAAAAUGAUUUUUAUCACAUUUUCGAUCCUUACGGCCAACCAAAAGAACUACCAGCGGGUUGGUUGCGAUGCAAAGACGUUAAACAAUUAAAACGACAUCUUCGAAAAAAAGUAGUACGAGGCGCUGAAUCGUACACAUUUUAUACGUUCGAAGUAACUUCCAUAAGAAAAGCACCAAAGGACCUUGUACUAAGUCACAAAUUACAAAUGUACGAUUUAGCCUCGACCGGGAAAAAGGAAAAGCAGGAUAAACCUUUCUACGAAGACGUGGAAUGGUUGAAAAUGGAUCCGAUUGCUUGGUCUAGGAAAAACGCGAAAGCCGCUAAUGGAAAAAUAAGAGGCACGCCGGAAAAUCUUUGGCACAAUUGGGAUGAAGAAUAUACACGAGAUUUGUAUUCUUUGAUGGGAAACAUCAACCAAUAUUCUUCAAGGUUUUCAUCGAAGACUCGUGGUAAACAAACACUAGCAAACUUAGUGGUAGCUAUCGGUAUGACCAAAAUAUACGAUUUAGAAGAAUGGAAUUCCGCUGUCGUCGAUUCAGUCCUCGUUAACGGCGAUAAUUACUUCAUAGAAUGUACUGAUAGUAUCAGUGAAGACGAUUACGAAUUAACUAUCGAUGAUUUGAUAAACGAUUGUUCCAUAUUUCCAUUCAGUUUCAAAGUUAACUUUAAUCCUGUAGUCGAAGGAACUAUGUUCUUAGUCAGACAUACUCAAUAUAAUUUAUAUAAAGCCUUGAGGUUUUUCUUUCAAAGUUACAAAAACCGUUGCGGUUUAUUAUUCGCAACGAGACAAGAAAGAAAACGUCAAGUAGCUUUCGGUAAAUUACAAGAAUCCGAGUACUUUAUGUUCGACGCCAGUUGCCAUGGCAACCCGAUGUUUUUAGAAGGAACCGGUGUUGCCUACAUUCUCAGAAUGACCACGUUGAACAGAUUGUUGCACGUGUUAACAUUAACGUUACGUGGAGGGGAUUUUUACAUUUACGAAGUUGAAAUAACUGAUUUGAAACCACUUGCAUAA